Molecule: messenger RNA, 1215 nt
Organism: Lolium rigidum
Lineage: Eukaryota; Viridiplantae; Streptophyta; Magnoliopsida; Poales; Poaceae
Product: RING-H2 finger protein ATL29-like
Exons: 1
Coding region: 1-1215 (404 amino acids)
Source: RefSeq, a predicted model, not a curated record
AUGCCGACGCCGACCACUCGCAGCCACGUGCUGCACCUCGCCGCGCUGCUCCUCCUCCUUGCGGCGGGCGCGGCCGCGCAGCCGGUCCAGCCGUGGGACAGGACGCGGGAUGGCGACGGCGGGAUCAUGCCGGGCGCGAGGCAGCCGCCGAGCUUCAGCGCGCCCAUGGUGGUGCUCCUCGUGGCGCUGAUCGCCACCUUCUUCUUCAUCGGCUUCUUCUCCAUCUACAUCCGCCGCUGCGGCCGGGGCGAUCCCCCAGCCAACACCAUCCGGACCUCGGCGCUGUUCACGCUGUCGCCGCAGGAGCAGAACCGGCAGCCGCGCGGGCUCGACCCGGACGUGCUCGCCUCCUUCCCCGCCAUGACCUACGCCGAGGCGCGGGCGCUCCGGGAGCAGGCCGGCGGCGGCAAGGACGUGGCGCUGGAGUGCGCCGUGUGCCUGAGCGAGUUCGAGGACGAGGAGCAGCUCCGGCUCCUCCCCGAGUGCAGCCACGCCUUCCACCUGGACUGCAUCGGGGAGUGGCUCGCCGCCCACGUCACCUGCCCCGUCUGCCGCCGCAGCCUCGUCCCCGAGGAGCCAGCAGCAGUCGAAGCCGCCGAGGAGAACAUCACCGGGGAGGAGCAGCAGCGGCCGGAGGUGGCCAUCGACAUGAGCCGCGAGGACGGCCAGAAUGAGGACGAGGAGAGGAGAACGGAGGCGGCGGAACUGGAGCGGAUCGGGAGCCUGCGCCGCGCGGUGCGGUCGCGGUCGGGCCGCCCGUUCUCGCGCGCGCACUCCACGGGCCACUCCCUCUCCGCGCGGCUCGACCGCGACCUCGAGCGGUUCACGCUGCGUCUCCCGGAGCAGGUGCGCAGGGAGAUGGUCGCCGCGGGCGAGGAGAGCCUGCGCCGCACGGUGGGCCGCGGCGUCGCCGGCGCACGGAGCGCGCGGAUCGGCCGGUCGGACCGAUGGCCGUCGUUCAUCGCCAGGACGUUCUCGUCCAGGGUUCCGUUCUGGGCGGCGUCGAGGAGGGCGCCGGACGCGGAGACGGCGGGAGCGCCGGGCUCGACGACGACGCCCGCGACCAUUGACGAAAAGUCGGCGGCUGUGUCCGCGAGUUCGAACAAGGGGAGCGUGCGCUUCGACUGCCUCGGCGGCGGCGUCGCGGGCGCCAGAGUCGGCGACGACAGCGAGGACGAGCCGGAGGAGGAGAAGGCGAUCGCCCGGCGAGUCUGA